Messenger RNA from Emericellopsis cladophorae, 669 nucleotides. RefSeq lists its product as uncharacterized. The record is from RefSeq and is a predicted model, not a curated record. The coding region runs from base 1 to 669 and encodes 222 amino acids. The transcript has a single exon. Lineage: Eukaryota; Fungi; Ascomycota; Sordariomycetes; Hypocreales; Bionectriaceae.
AUGCCCUCAACCGUCCAUCCUCCCACUCCGCCCGCGUCUGACGACGAGACACCUCCCCGCAGCAAGCCUACCAACAGCCCCAUGCAGUGCUACAACGCGUCCAAGCGUACCACGGGCUCGGGCUCGGGCUCGAGCUCGAGCUCAAGCUCACGCGCAGGCCCAUCUCGGCAGACGCAGGCAGACGCGCAGAUGGAGCACCAAGACUGCACGGGGUGCCUGAACCCACUGCCCCGGGACCGCGAGGCAGUCGAGCGUGCACACGUCCUCGAGAGCCUCCCCGACGCCUCGCAGAGCAACUACAGCGGCGCGACGGCCGGUCCGGGGGUCACGCAGUUCAACAACUUCCUCGUCCAGGUGCAGGGGGGUGGCGGGGACCACGGGCCCGACGACGACCUGACGUCCAUGUGGCCGUUUGUGUCGAGCAGGACGGAGCGGGCGCGGCACAUGGGGGCCUGCAAGACGGGGGUGGGCAAGCAGAUCAACGGGCCGGCGCUGCUCAUCUCGGGGCGUGCGUCCAAGGCGCCGCUGCCGACGAUUACGAUUCCGCGGCAGACGCAUAUUGAUCCGGUCAUGUCGAUGGGUCUGGGGGCGGAGGGCAUGGCGUCUGCGGUGGCGGCAGAGGAUGCGGCGCAGGUGAAUGGCGGGUUUAUCUUGUUUCAGGGCGAGUGA